AUGAUCGAGUUCUUCAAACGAUUGCGCCAGUACAACCUCAAGCUGUCUCCUGGGAAAGCUCGUGUUGGUGCCACUCACGCCAACUUCCUCGGACACACCAUCUCCCCGGCUGGCGUUAGCCCGGACGGCGUCAAGGUUCGAGCACUCACGCACAUGCCACCGCCGACGAAUGUCAAACAGCUCCGGAGCCUUCUCGGUGGACUCAGCCACUACAGGAAGAUUCUCAAGAACCUCGCCACCAAGGUACGGCCCCUCAACGCACUUCUCAAACAAGGUGUCCUCUUCAAGUACACCCCGAGCAUGAUCAAAGUUGUCAAGACGUUGUUGAGCGAACUCACGCGCCCUCCGAUUCUAGUUUUUCCUGAUUGGGCGGCGGUCGAAGACAACAGCCGUCCUCUCCGGUUAUGCUCUGACGCGUGUAUCGAUGGCUUCGGCGCCUCUUUAGAACAAGAACAGCUGGAU
Molecule: messenger RNA, 462 nt
Organism: Ectocarpus sp. CCAP 1310/34
Lineage: Eukaryota; Phaeophyceae; Ectocarpales; Ectocarpaceae
Source: the annotation of a GenBank genome assembly